UUCAGAAAAAUCAUUUUUCUUCUCUGGAGGGUGAACAUUUAUAGCAUUGAUUUCACGGAUCUGAUAACAUGGCAAAAGAUGCCGGUCUAAUUGAAGCCAACGGGGAACUAAAGGUCUUCAUAGACCAGAACCUUAGUCCUGGAAAAGGUGUUGUGUCCUUAGUAGCUGUUCACCCCUCCACAGUAAACACGCUUGGGAAGCAGCUCUUGCCAAAAACGUUCGGACAGUCAUCCAAUGUCAACAUUACACAGCAAGUGGUAAUUGGUACGCCUCAGAGACCUGCAGCGCCAAACACUAUCGUGGUAGGAAGCCCACACACCCCUAACACUCACUUUGUCUCACAGAACCAGCCUUCAGACCCCUCACCUUGGUCUGCCGGGAAACGCAACAGGAAAGGCGAGAAGAACGGUAAGGGCCUGAGGCACUUCUCCAUGAAGGUCUGUGAGAAGGUGCAGAGGAAGGGAACCACGUCCUAUAAUGAGGUGGCCGACGAGCUGGUCGCAGAGUUCAGUGCCGCCGAUAACCACAUCUUACCAAACGAAUCCGCUUAUGAUCAGAAGAACAUAAGACGGCGAGUCUAUGAUGCCUUAAAUGUGCUGAUGGCCAUGAACAUCAUCUCCAAGGAGAAGAAGGAAAUCAAAUGGAUCGGCCUGCCCACCAACUCAGCUCAGGAAUGUCAGAACUUGGAGGUAGAGAGACAAAGAAGACUUGAAAGAAUAAAACAGAAACAGUCUCAACUUCAAGAACUUAUUCUACAGCAAAUUGCCUUCAAGAAUCUGGUGCAGAGAAACCGCCAGGCAGAGCAGCAGGCUAGCCGGCCACCUCCGCCCAACUCUGUCAUCCACCUGCCUUUCAUCAUUGUGAACACCAGCAAGAAGACCGUCAUCGACUGCAGCAUUUCUAAUGACAAAUUCGAGUAUCUAUUCAAUUUUGACAACACGUUUGAAAUCCAUGACGACAUAGAAGUGCUGAAGCGCAUGGGGAUGGCCUAUGGACUGGAGUCUGGAAGCUGCUCUGCUGAAGACCUGAAAAUGGCAAGAAGCUUGGUGCCGAAAGCACUGGAACCCUAUGUGACAGAAAUGGCUCAGGGAUCACUCGGCAGCGUAUUCCUCACGUCAGCGGUUUCGACCUCUAACGGCACAAGGCUUUCUGCCAGUGACUUGACCAACGGUGCGGAUGGGAUGCUGGCCACAAGCUCCAGCGGGUCUCAGUACAGCGGGUCCAGGGUGGAGACUCCCGUGUCCUACGUCGGGGAGGAUGACGACGAGGACGAGGAGUACGAAAACGACGAGGAAGACUGAAGUGUGUGCUCACAGACCCCGCUCCCCUCAAGUUCAGCUUCAGGAAAACAUGUUUAGGAAAGAGAAACUUUUCUUAAUGUGGG
Molecule: messenger RNA, 1384 nt
Organism: Myotis davidii
Lineage: Eukaryota; Metazoa; Chordata; Mammalia; Chiroptera; Vespertilionidae
Gene: TFDP1
Product: transcription factor Dp-1
Exons: 11
Coding region: 69-1301 (410 amino acids)
Biological process (GO): regulation of transcription by RNA polymerase II; regulation of cell cycle
Cellular component (GO): nucleus; transcription regulator complex
Molecular function (GO): RNA polymerase II transcription regulatory region sequence-specific DNA binding; DNA-binding transcription factor activity, RNA polymerase II-specific
Source: RefSeq, a predicted model, not a curated record